Acaulospora colombiana is the source of this 400-nucleotide messenger RNA. Lineage: Eukaryota; Fungi; Glomeromycota; Glomeromycetes; Diversisporales; Acaulosporaceae. The record is from the annotation of a GenBank genome assembly.
UCCAUCAGAGAUUCAGAUCGGUAUCUUUACUUUUGCCCCAUCAGAUAUAGGGGUUUUCGACAUUCGCGCGUUUAUAGCAACUUUCGCAUACCCAUCGCCAUCGUCCAUCUUUCAUCACCGCGGUAAAUCAGAAUACCAAAACCGUUCUCUCAACCCUCCAAGAAACGACCAACCUCAUCCUUUCACAGAUCGACGCAGUCAAGAAUCAUAUACUAUAUUUAAACCCCACACAUGGGGGAAGAAUACGUUCGUUUUGCAUCUUCUUUGUGAAGGUCUAGAAUCCGAUAACCGGGAAGCACAUUGCACGGGUCACGAAGGUUACAAAAUUCUUGAUCCAAAACCCUUGCUGGCAAAAGUUGGUCCCUACCUUUCUAUCAUGGCCACGGUUGUCGCUUCGGGA